AUGGCACAGAGAGCAAUGCCAGGCACCUCCCUGGAGGGGAUUCGUCCCACCUACAUCUACAAGGUGGUUCUGCUGGGAAGCACAUCAGUGGGAAAGUCAAGCCUGGCCUACCGAUACGUGAAAAAUGACUUCAAGGAGUCACUGCCAACCGUGGGAUGCUCCUUCUUCACACAGAUGCUCAACCUGGAGGUAGCCACUGUCAAGUUUGAGAUCUGGGACACAGCAGGCCAGGAGAAGUACCACAGCGUCUGCCACCUCUACUACCGGGGCGCCCACGCUGCUCUCCUCGUUUACGACAUCACUAACAAGGAAACACUGAACAAAGCAAAGCUGUGGCUGAGGGACCUGGAGAAGGAAUUCCUUCCCGAUGAAAUCGUCAUUGCUUUGGUGGGUAACAAGACGGACCUUGCUGCUGAGCGAGAAGUUGCCACCGAGGAGGGGGAAGAGUUUGCAAGGACCAAAGACCUCCUGUUCAUGGAGACAUCUGCAAAAUCCAACCACCAAGUACACGAUAUCUUUAUGGCCAUAGCCCAAGAGCUUGUGCAGCGGGAACAAGAGAAGGCAUCUGCUGCAUCCUUGCAUGGGAGGUCAACAGUUGACCUGGGGGAGAGCAGGGCGAGGACGGGGUGCUGCCAGCUCUGA
Pelecanus crispus (Dalmatian pelican) is the source of this 642-nucleotide messenger RNA. It is a transcript of the gene RAB17, whose product is annotated as RAB17, member RAS oncogene family. The record is from RefSeq and is a predicted model, not a curated record. Gene Ontology annotation, molecular function: GTPase activity; GTP binding. Lineage: Eukaryota; Metazoa; Chordata; Aves; Pelecaniformes; Pelecanidae.